AUGUAGUUAUCAGAUACAAAGAAUGAAUAGUCAAAGGAAAGUGGGAAUCGGUGAGAAACACAUGUUGGAAGAAAAUUUAAAUAAGCUCUCUCUCUCUUUUUCUCUCUUUUCCUCCGUAGCUGGAUCACGAAAACGAUCACGGAAGUCUGUUGAUAAUCUUGAGGGGUGUUAAAUGCCCGUGUGUACAAUGCGCUCACGCACGUCUCAGAAAGGGAGAAAACGCUUGGUCGGGCCACGUGGAGAACAGGAGAUGGGUAGGUAGAUAGGUAGGUAGGUAUGGCACGAACAAACGCAGGAAGAGCACGACGACGACGAGAAGGAGGACGACGAAGGAGUAUGAAAGGAGGUGGAGGUGCGGGUCGGUAUAAAAGGGUCGCAUCGCGACCGCCUCGUCUGUUUUAACACUCUCACCGGGCCGCUCGGUGGAUCGAUCGGUGGAAGAACCGGGACGUAUACGCGUGUCAUCGUCGUCGAUUGUCGAUCAUCAACCCUUCGAAAAGACUCGAAAAGACGAGUAGAAAAGGAGAGUAGAGAAAGCAAGAGAGAGCCAUGAGAUUAGCGGCAGUGCUGACGUUGCUGUGCUGUCUGGCGAUAGGGGCACUUGCCUCACCGGUGCCCAAGAUCGCUGAUAGUAAGGUGUCGACUCAGAAUGUCGUCGCGACCGGCAGGCAAUCGCCUGCAGCGCCAGCCACCACCAGCGAUGACGACGACGACGAUGAUGACGAUGACGACGAUGUCGAUUUAGAUAUCACUGACGAUGACGACGACGACGACGACGACGAUGAUGAUGACGACGAUGACGACGACGAGGAUGAUGGUGAUUACUUGGAGCGUUUCAUUGAAGACAUACUUGGAGGAGAAGACGAUGACGAUGACGAUGACGAGGACGAAGCUUCCGCUUCGCCGGUUGCACCCGUUGCACCCGCUGCAACACUUGCACCAACCCCCGUCAAUCAGCCGCAGGUGCCGCUCGCCGUGGCGGCUGAUCUGAAUCAGGCAGCCGCCGAGGAUGUCGCGGAAGAUGCGGCAUCGAGCGAGACUGGCUCCGAGGACGAUGCCGGCAGCUACGAGGACGAAGAGACGGCUGACGCCGAGGCCCAGGGUGCAUCCAACCUGCACGAGUCGACGCUCGAAGGUGCCGAGUCCAUCUCGAAUCCGGUAUCAGUCCAGGCCAUUGGGGCGGCGUCGCCCGGCGCCGUCGCGGCGGCAACUCCGACUAGCGACGAGGACGACGAUGAUGACGACGAUGAUGAUGACGAUGUUGACCUGGAUAUCACGGAAGACGAUGACGACGACGACGAUGACGAUGACGACGAUGAUGACGACGACGAUGACGACGACGAAGUGGAUGAUAUCACCGAUAUCGCCGACGCUAGGCACGCACGUGGCGUGGAUUCCGAACCGAGCGGUCACGUGCCGGCAAUUUACGUGGCGAAGUACAAUCGUUUUGUCGAUAAUAUUCUCGGCAAAAUCAAUAACAUUCUACGAGCCAAUUAUGAGCCAGUGACUGUAAAACUGACGAAUCCGAAUUCAGCCAAGGCGAGCAAGAAUAAGAACAAAAGCAAGAGGAAGGGCAACAAAAAUGGCACCAAGAAGAGUGCAUCAAGACCGAUCGAUGCGUCUGUUGUUACCGAAAGAACCGAAAAUGAAAACGACGUCGAGAAAAUCACACAGACUACUGAGUCAAUCAUAACGCAAACGGACGUGACGGAAAAAGAGCUAAUCUCACCGGAAUCUCGCAUAGAAAUCAAUAUGAGAUCCAAUAACAGACGUGCGUCUAACAACAAGAACUCCAGCAAAAACCGCAAGCGAACGAAGAAUAGGACGAAGGCUCAAAGCAGCAACAAGAACAAAACCAAGUCUAAAAGCAAACCAAAAGCGAGAGCCACCCUGUACGGACUGGCAUCUUUGCAGAGGACAGGCGACGUGUCGGUGAACAUGAUGAGCGAUCACACGACGAUCAAGACCAAGUUCAGUCUGGGACCGCUAGUGCUGAAGGUUGAAAAGGAGUUCGGUCGUGCUGCGAAGAAGGAGCUGAGAAGCGCGACCGCCACCACGGCCGAGAUGUUUGGCAAGCUGAGUCUGCGUGUGCUGCACGGCGGUGCGGCGACGCUACAUUCUAUUCGCGUUUUGCAACCUAAACAGGUUCGAGUGGAAAGCCAGGACGACCACGACAGAACGCGGGAGUUCGUAUGGAAGAGGUCGUCGCAUAUCGCGCAUUUGGUGUCGCAAAAACUUUCCUCGGCCACCAGGUCGAUGCUACGACCGCCGCCAGUUUCACCUUAAGCUGCAUCAUACUCCUGCCGCAUACUUGAUCCAACUUGGAAACCGCCAGUAAUCGCCGAUCAAAGUAGGGAUUCGAUUCACGAUGAAUCCUCCAUUGAGGACCGAAUGUAACCGCGAUGCCUAUUGCCAUCGCGCUCAAUCGUUUUAACGGGGUGAUACAUCUGUCAUCGAGUCGCGAAAGCUGCACCGUAACUUCGGCGGUCUGGAACUACUAACUAUAAUUGGAUUCUUAUUAAUAAAUCGAUUUCUUUCACUUGCGAGAUAAGCAAAAGCAAUCGCGAGAGAAAGCAACGAAGCAUAUACAGUGUCCCACUUGUGCACCGCGCGUUUUUUUUUGGUUUUUUUUUGGAUAGUCGCUCGUUCAAUUCGGAGUCGAUUUUUCCUUGAUAAUUUACAGUCGAUAAAAUCAAUUCGUCAAAAUAAAAAGUCGGUAAGUUGCAGUUUAGAAAAUAAAUGACAAUAUUACAUUUAAUUAAUUUUACAUUUCGCUGUUACUUUACUGUUAAAAAUAAAAUCAAUGUCAAUUUCUCUCCAACUAUUUUCGCUAAGAAAGAUCGAUUCCUUAUUCAGGAAAAAUGUGGCAAAAGAGGGACGUUCUAUGUAAUAUGAAUUUCAUGUUGGAUCAAUUUCGGCUGUACUUUAUUUAUUAUUUAUUUAUUUAUUUGUCAUAUAGUUUGUAAUUUGCCUUCAGAAAGUCUGAUAUAUGUACUCUAGAAAUGUGGUUAUAUGUCGAAAUAUGUAGAUGCAAGCCAUUAUAUGAGUUAGAUCAUUUUAUUUAGAUUAAUGUAAAAGAAAUCUGUUGCCAGAAUAUUAGAGUACAGAAUGUAUGCAUGAAAAAUGUGUUUAUUUUUAUACCACCCGAACCUUUCCUCCUUUCACUUUACGAAAAAAAGAAUUUCGUAUCUCCAUUGUAUUUUGAUUUCAACCAUGCAAUUUAUGCGAAAAAAUUAAAAUAACAUGCAUCUAAAAAUAUAAAAAUAGUUUUAACAUAAUAUUGCAAUACUAUGUAAAAGAAGAAACACUCUAUAUACUCGUAUAUCAUAUAUCAUUUCAGAUAAGAUAUGCGUUUGGUGUACAUGUCGCGAUAAAAAUUAAAUAAUCUUUAAAUUAAGCACACUUAAGUAACGAUAUACACAGAGAGAAGAUUUCUCAACUUUCAUUAGAAAGGAAAUUUUAUCUCAGCAGUCCUCAUUAUAAUGAGGUUGCACCGUUACAUUAUUACAAAUAUUGUUAUACGAAAAAUGCGUUUAUUGCGUUUAUUGAUAUUGCGCUAUAAAAUAUCUUUGCAUUUCUUCGGCUUUGUUUAAAUGUUAAAAAUAUAUAUGCUUUCCGUUUUAAAUUAAUCAAAGCUUGUCUUUAAUAACAUACUUUGAUUAUUUUGAUUUAAAGAGGGAAUCUUUAUAUAGAUAAGAUUCUCGUCUGCAAGUUAGUGCGAUAUAUAGUGUCGUCUCGCUGCCAGAAAUAAACACAGAUUUACAUA
This is a messenger RNA of Pogonomyrmex barbatus (red harvester ant), 3766 nucleotides long. RefSeq lists its product as uncharacterized. NCBI's taxonomy places the organism in Eukaryota, Metazoa, Arthropoda, Insecta, Hymenoptera, Formicidae. The record is from RefSeq and is a predicted model, not a curated record.